Camelina sativa (false flax) is the source of this 2250-nucleotide messenger RNA. Its product is annotated as heavy metal-associated isoprenylated plant protein 34. Gene Ontology annotation, molecular function: metal ion binding. Lineage: Eukaryota; Viridiplantae; Streptophyta; Magnoliopsida; Brassicales; Brassicaceae. The record is from RefSeq and is a predicted model, not a curated record.
UGGAAGAUUUUCUUGCUACCUGUGCCACCGCCUUCUCUCUCUCUCUCUCUCUCUCUCUCUCUUAGGUUUUACAGAGACAUAGAAAUAAGAAACCCUGAAACAGAGAUAAAACAAAACACAAGUUCUGAGUGUGUUUUUUCAGCUUCUCUCUCUUCUCUCUCUCAACCGCCUUGCCUUCAUUACACAAAACACCUCCCUCUCUCUCUCUCUCUCUCUCUCUUAUAAUCUCUCUCACCAUUUCUCCUCUUCUCUUCAGAAACUCAAAAAGAAGAACAAAAGAGUUUUGAGUUUGAAACUCUUUUUCUCUCUCUCUCUCUCUGUCUCUAAAAACAGAGUUUUCUCUGUGUAAAAAACACUCAAAUCUAAGAAGAAGUUAUGAAUAAACAAGAUGUUAUGAAACUUCAGACUUGUGUUCUGAAAGUGAACGUACACUGUGAAGGAUGUAAGCAUAAAGUGAAGAAACAGUUGCAGAAAAUUGAAGGCGUCUACUCUGUAAAAGCAGAUGUAGAGCAGGGAAGAGUGACUGUCACAGGGAACGUUGACCCAGCUCUUCUGGUAAAGAAGCUCAGCAAGUCAGGCAAACAUGCCGAGAUCUUAGGCGGUGGUGGAGGCGGGGGCGGGGGCGGAGGAGGAAAAGGGUUUCCUAAUAUGAAUGGGCAAUUUGCAAAUCUCAACAUGAAUGGGAACAGUAAGCCUAAAGGUGGAAAAGAGAGUAACCAAGUCAAGGGUAAAGCUGGUGGCGGUGGCGGAGGAGGAGGUCAGAUUCAUGGACAUGGCCAACCAAUGCAAUUGACUCCUCAACAGAUUCAACAAAUGAUGAUGAUGAAAGCUGCUGCUGCUGCUCAUGGCGGUGGUAAUGGUGGUGGUCAGAUGAAGAUGCCGCCGCCUAUGGCAGCUAAGGAUCAGAAGAAGUCAGUUAAGUUUGCGGAAGAAGAUGAUGAUGAGUUUAGUGAGGAUGACUAUGAUGAUGAGGAUUUCAGUGAAGAUGAUUAUGAUGAUGAUGAGUUCGAUGAUGAUGAAGAUGACCAUGACGAGAUGGGUCAUGGUCAUGGAGGAGGCGGAGGAGGUAAUCACAUGCCUCCUAACAAGAUGAUGAUGCCAAACAAGAUGCCUCAGAUGAAUGGUCAUCAUGGCGGUGGUGGUGGUGGACCGAAGGGGCCUAAUGAGAUAAUGAUGAUGAUGAAUGGGUUCAAAGGCGGAGGAGGGUUUGAGAUUCCGGUGCAAAUGAUGGGAAUGAGUGAGGGUAAAAAUGGAAAAGAUAGUAAAAGGGGAGGUAAAGGCGGAGGAGGAGAGAAGGGUAAGAAAGAAGGGAAAGAGAAUAAAGGAAAUGGGGGCAAAACCGGAAAAACAGAUGCCAAAAGUGGUGGUGGUGGCCUUCUAGGGUUUUUCAAAAAGGGUAAAAGCAGUAAAGGAGAUGAGAAGAAGGGAGCAGGGAAGAAAGAUGGGGGUGGGGGUAACAAGGUCAAAUCAUCUGGAGCAGGAGGAGUUCAACAUUAUGAUAAAGGGCCUAAAAAAGGAGGCGGCGGGUCCAAAGGAGGUGGCCAUGGGGGCCAUGAUAUUGAUGAGCUUAUGAAACACAGCAAAGGAGGAGGAGGUGGUGGAGGUAACAAGGGCAAUCAUAACCACGGUGCCAAAGGGAUUGGUGGCCCAAUGGGACAAGUUGGUCCGAUGGGUCCAGGUGGUCCGAUGGGUAUGAUGGGUCCUGGCGGUCCUAUGGGUAUGAUGGGUCCAAGUGGUCCGAUGGGACCACCAAUGGGACAAGGCGGAGCUUACCCGGCGGUUCAAGGCUUACCGAUGAGCGGAGGCGGAGGAUAUUAUCAGCAACCACCUCAAGCAAAUCAUCAAAUGAACCAGCAACAGUAUAUGCAAAUGAUGAUGAACCAACAACAACAACAACAGCAGCAGCAGCAAGCGGCAGCUCAUGGAGGCUAUGGAGGUGGUCACGGUGGUGACAUGUACCACCCAAUGAUGUAUGCUCGGCCUUACCCUGCAGUGAACUAUGCUCACCCGCCUCCAAUGCCGCCUCCUCACUCGGAUUCUUAUACUCAUAUGUUCAGCGAUGAGAAUCCUGGUGGUUGUAGUGUUAUGUGAUCUAUGUAAUGUUAAAUUAGAAUAUGGACAUGAAUGUUUGUCUUCUUAGUCUUAUGUUUUACUAGUUUUUUUGGUUGUCCUUAUCUUUUUUCUUUUUCUUUUGAGGAUUGGAAACAAAAUGUGCUUUAAUUUUGUUAGUGGGAAAUGAUGUUUAUAAUA